AUGGGAUUACAGUGGUCAAUCAAACCAUUUUGUGCCUUAUAUGAUGCAAUCUCAGUGGAUGAUUCAAGUUUGAAACAAGCAUUAAUCAAUGAACUAUCUGAAGAUUUAGUAUCGUUAAUUGUCACGAAACCAAAAAAUGAAGUAUCUAGAAACAAAUUACAAACCGGUGAAGUUACUUUUUCAGAUGGAUCUAUUUAUAAGUUGAAUAAGGCGUUUAUAGAUGACUCGGUCCAGCUAUCUACAGAAUUGGAAAUUGAUGAGCUUGAUGCAGCUGAAUUAUUAUACCACGCAUCAGGUGGCGAACUAGAUAGUUUAGGUACGAGUUACCUAGACACGGCAAUAGCUGCUUUCUACAAUCGAAGAGAUUAUAUACUUCAAAUUAUGGCAUUUUUCUUAUGCUCCAAAGAGUCUAAUAACUCAAUGGACGAAGCUUAUAACUCAUCUCUGGUUUCUAAUUCGGAUGGAAACAAAUCAAUAGCCACUGAAAUUUCAAAUGUUCAAAACUUUGCCAUCACUAGAAUUCUUGGAUCCUUUAAGUUGAUCGAAAGGGAGUUGGAGUCCAUUCAUGAAGCUGUUAACAGAAUGAAAAUAUUGGGUACAUAUCAUGAAAAUUCACCUAGUAUGCAAAAAUUAACAUUCAGAAGGAAUUCUCUGUUCAAUGAAUAUCAGUUGUUAGGAGAAAUUUUGCUUGGUUACGUUAAUGCAAAUUUACAAAAAGCAUUUACAAUGGACCAUUUUAUUCAAUUGCUCGAUCAUGUCUCAUUAUUUGACCCGCAAGACAUUUUUGCGUUGUGUUUUGUUCCUUCGUUAUUAUGCUACAUAUCUAAGUUGGAUAUAUUGGAUACUGCUACUGUCGAAAAACUACACUUAAAACUUAUAUCUUAUGUUGAUGAUCUUGAUAAAUUAUCAGAAAGCCCACUGAAAUCGUUCAUCAUACUUGCUUUUUUGACUAGUUUCAUCGAGUGGUGUAAGAAAGACCAAGCAAGAACUUCACGGUUUGAAUUUUCAACUGCUGUUGACAAACCAAUGCAAUUGUGUAUUUCUGUUGGCGCGUUAGAGCAACUCUUGUCCAUCUGUGCCGAUACUUCCAUUAUUGAAACUUCUUUAUAUCAUCGAAUGAAGCCAUUUUACGAUUUUAGGACAUUCUUGCAACAACAUAUUCCUAAAUAUAGUCCUACCAGAAUAAUUGAUGUUGACCAGGAUGAAACUUCAAAGCAAAACGGUUUUCAUGGGCAAGAUAAUUCAACUAGACCGGAUGUCCUUGAAACCGGAAAGGUGUCUGUUUGUCAUACGGAAGCUGAAAAUAGAUUAGGAGAACACUUUAUCAAUCUUUUAGUUUUAUCUCUAAAUAGUUUUAUCCUUUCAUUUAUUUCAACGGCAGCAUUUGUGAUGUCACAAUUGCGAGAUGCAGAAGAGGAUUUUUUGUUGUCGUCAGAUACUUUUGACCUGGAGGUUUUAGCAGAGAAUGCGGAUCUAGAGCGGUUAUAUAUGUCAGUAUACUACCUCUAUAGUGAGAGGCAGCAUCUGAGUAGCGAAAUUUGGGCUGAUCCUACAUCAGCUACUUAUGGUUUCUUACAAUGGGCAUCCCGCUGUAAUUCUCCUUUGGUUAUGGCUACAUUUUCCAUGCUCUUGGCAGGAUUAGCGUCGACAGAAGACAAUGCUAUCAAUGUUUUUACAUUCUUACAAUCAACUAACUCCAUUAAUUCUGGUUUAAUUACUAGCCCAAAGGAAAACUCAUCGUUAUUGACAAAAUAUUCGUCUAUUAGUUGGUCAACGAUAUACUCUACUUUACUUUAUUACUGUGAUGCCUUUACGAAGACCUCUGAAUUGACCUUUGAUAAUUUGUCAAGUGAAUUAGGGAUGGAAGUUAAAGAUAAGAAAAAAAUAGUUUUAGAGUUAGGUGAAGAUUCAAUUAUUUACAUAUCUGGAUUUUUUCAGGUUUUGUCUGAAGUGGCACGGAAGAGUUCUAAAGCCCGAAUUGAACUUUUGGAAAGUGAUAACAAUCAAUUAUUCAAAAUAUUGUUCAAACUACUUAACUUGAAUACGUCUCUGGAUGGUCCAAUUUUGUCUUUAUUAAGCUCUUUGGCUGGUGAUACUAAAGAAGAGAGAUCAAAAUUGUGGAGUAUGUUAGAUGCCUGGGUGUUUCAAAAUAACAGAAAGAAUGCAUUUAUAAACUUUCCGGUUCAAAAAAUCAGCCAGCAAUUAUCCAGUUACCAAUCAGUGUGUGGUUUUAUUGAUUUGGCUAGUAAACUUUUGGAACCAUUAGAAACAUCAAAAGACGAAUUUGCACCCUUCACAUUGCCUUUUGCUCUUGACUUUGGUUCGACGCUGAGAAGGCCAGGAGUUAAGUGCUACAUAGAUUAUUUUACCAACGAAGUUUUUGCUUCUCUUGAUUCUACAGAAGUAUCUUGUAGGGAGAAAAAUCAAUUGAAAUAUUCCAUUUUAUCAAUGAUGCAACUCUGUCUGGAGCAGCUUGAUACUAAUUUAGUACUGAACUCCUCAGCCGCUGGUAUCAAAGAUUUAGAUCAAGUAAUCGAAGAUAAAAGCGUUAUUCGCUAUUUUCAGGCACAUCCAGCAUCUUCUGUUUUAUUGUCUCUCUACAAUGAUAGAGUGUAUGAUGCAAUUUUUAAAAUCUGCAAUGUUGGAUUUGACAGAAUCAAUUCACUCCACGAGGAUUCAGCAGAAAUUGUUAUUAUUGAAAAAUCACUUACUAUAAUUGAUAUUGUUUUAUCAAGUGAGAAAUUUCUGAGCGAUGAGCUGAUUCCCAUAUUACGUUUGCCAGAUAAUCCUUAUAUGGACCCAAGUGAGGUUAGCAUGACUGGUUUACGCUCUUUUUCAGAAGCAUUGCUUUUAAAUUUACCACUGGUUGCUAAUUUUGCGUUAUAUGUUGGCUCAAAUAAAUUAUCAAUUGCUCUUAAGUCGUUGUCAAUUAUAAGAAAAUUAACCGCUUCCAAAGCAUUCAGCUCAAAUAAGGUGGGAUCUCAAAAUCUCAUGAAAAGGAAUAGUAUGUUGGUAAUGUACGAAACUGUUGAUGAGUCAAUUAGGAUAAGAUCUUCUUUUAUUGAACAAAUGGAGGCCCCAAUCUCCUCUAGAGAUGCUUUAGAUCUGAAGCUUUCUAUUUUAGAUUACAUUAAAGAAAAUCUUGUCAUAAAUGGCCAUGAGCCUACAGUUAGUCAUUUUUUGCUAGGGUUUGAUACUUACAAAAUGGGAUUAGGAUCCACAGAUCAGGAUACUUCAGUUUCCUCCAAUCGCUCGCUACUGAAAUCCAUACUCAAUACUUUAAGAGACGCUGUGUUUCUAAUGUCAACUUCAAAGGUGAUCAGUUUUGUUCCUAUUAGAAUUUGUGCGUUAGGUAUGGAGAUCAUUACGACGCUUUGCAAAUCUGACAAGGUUGGUAAAAAUGUCUUACAGUUUUUGCGUUCAAACAGUAGCCAUUUAAGCUCGAAAGAUUCAUCGAACUUUAUUGUAUUUUUGCUUGAAAACUUUAGUAAAGUUCAUAAAAAUUAUGUUUUUGAUGGAAAAAAGUUUAACGGAGACUUCAAUGUUGACAAUGAUUUUGUCUCAACCGGAAAUUCCAUGUGUGCUUUGAACCUAUUUUUUGCUUUUAGAAGUUGUGUUUUAGAACUUACGGCUAUCGAGCUUCAUGUAUCUAUGCUCUCCAAUUUACCUUCUUUAUGUGACAAGUAUGUCAAGUUGCUUACACGGGCUAGGGAUUUGGCCUCGGGUAGUUUUCGAUUGAUGGACUUUCUAGAUGUUCUUGAUUUCAGCGCAACCAAUAACAUUGAACAUGUUGAUGCUUUGUUCAACAACUUGGAUUUUAACUACAUCUUCCAAAAGAUAAAGCUUUCAGGCUUGCUAAGCACUUCGAACGAGUAUCCGUAUGAUCUAUCUUUAGUUGAUGAACUUGUGAGCUUGCUUAUGAAAAGUUCGAGUCGGUUUAUAACUCCACUCCAGAAAAGUGACAGUCUAAAGUUAUUUGACAGUGAGAAAAGCAAAUUAAAAAAAAUUAUAACAUGCUCGAUUUCUUUUGACGGUUUCAAAUCCUGUGUUUCAAACUAUUUAAGCUCAUGGAGUUUAUUAGUCAAGGUGAUUGUCAGCGAAAUUGAAAUAGAUGUUAACUCUAAGCUUAUUUUUAUUCUCGAUACAUUUCAGCAUAUCGUCCCCAAAAUUGACGAAUUCUUAGAAAAAGAAACUGUAUUUGCAAAGGAGCUGAUAGAGUUGUGUGUUCAUUUAUUGCAUGUCUACAAUGAUGAAAGGAAGAACCUUUAUCUUGAUUUAGGUGAAAGAUCCAUUGGUAGAUUGUUAGAUUUUGAAAGAUUAUAUCCAGUUUUCAAGGUGUCACUACAUGGUAUUAUUUCUGCAACAUCCACUUCAGCGUUGAGAUCUGACCUAUACAUAAUGGCUCAGAAAGUACUUGAAGGAACCAGUGGAAUGACAACCGUUACCGGUGAAUUAUCUACUUUACUAAGAUCUUUAGAUACAAGAGUCUUUGAUGUGAUUCGCCAUGAUUCUUUAGUUGGUAAGGGUUCCAAUCGUCUAACUUCUCUGCUUUUAUUGGAAGAGUUUGUUAAAGCUUUCCUUCAGUCCCAAACGUCUUACAUCCAAGAGGAAUUUAUUUCUGAAAGUUUUUGCAUAGGUAAUUAUUUGUAUUCCUUGGUUAAAAAUCUUAAAGUGACUGAUGAGAUUUUUUGUCGUACACUGGAUAUGACCGUUGAUAGUGGAAUAACAUUACAAACUUUAGUAUAUGAGCUGACUGCGUUUAAGACGAGUGUGAGCUUUUUGACUCGAGUUGCUCAAACCAGGAUAGGUGCGCAAAAGCUUCUUAGAAGUGACAUAUUUAACGUUAUCAGAGAUUGCAAAUUCUUACAACUUGAUGCUGAUUUGGGGUUUGAAAUUAGACUAGACGACUCCACUCGUUUCAAUAAAGGUUCAUUAAAAAUGAAAGUUAUGCUUGACUAUCCAUUAGGGACUGAUUUGUCACUAAAUGGAACUGACACUAUAAAUAUGGACACAAUAUCGUAUUACGAGAUAUUUAGGCCCAUAUUUCAACUGAUAGUUACCAUUGUGAUCACUUUGGGCCCCCAAAACUCCACUUGCCUUCUACAGGCUACAGAGUUGCAUAAUCAUUUUGAAAAGCUAAUUGCCGCAAUUUUAAAGAGAGAUAUACAGUAUCAUGAAUAUACUGAGUCACAUGGGAAAAUUGGUAAGAGUGUAAAAGGACCAUUUUCUGAACGAAACAUACAAAACUUGGAAGAGCUGACUAAAAUUUUUACUAUUUUGGACACAUUGCUUGGCUAA
Messenger RNA from Pichia kudriavzevii, 5298 nucleotides. RefSeq lists its product as uncharacterized. Bases 1 to 5298 code for a protein of 1765 amino acids. Gene Ontology annotation, molecular function: structural constituent of nuclear pore. NCBI's taxonomy places the organism in Eukaryota, Fungi, Ascomycota, Pichiomycetes, Pichiales, Pichiaceae. Gene Ontology annotation, biological process: nuclear pore organization. Gene Ontology annotation, cellular component: nuclear pore inner ring; nuclear pore. The transcript has a single exon. The record is from RefSeq and is a predicted model, not a curated record.